CACAGACAGAGAUCUCCAUUUUCAAGAAAGAAAUCAGGCGGCUGCAGGGCCCCCAAAGGGCAUAAUAUUACAUUGCAGCUUAGCAUGGCGACCUCCGGAGAAGGCAGUAACCCCGGUGGCAGAGCGACACCCUGGCCCCUGGCACAGCUGCAGGACCUUGAGCGGCGGGUGGCCCGCCGACGCCUGUCCCAGGCCCACCACCGAGCCACCCUGGCGGGGCUGUUCAGCAACCUCCGGAAAACGGUCUACUCCCAUUCCGAUCUCAUAGCCUCCAAGUGGCAGGUUUUGAAUAAGGCGAAGAACCACAUUCAGGAGCUGGAACAAACCUUGGAUAAUCUGCUGAAGCUGAAAGAGUCCUUCAACCUGGACGAUGGGAAUGCAAACAGCUUAGAGGAGGUCAAGGCAGAAUAUGCCAGGAAGUACUCUGGAAAUCCCAGCCUGGUCUCAAAUAAGGUUCUUCAGAAAAUCUCUGCCACCUGGUGCCCAAUCGAGGCAGUCCGGAAGGACGCUGAAGGGGAGGAAGAGGAGGAAGACCAAGAAGAGGAGGAAGAGGAGGAAGAGGAAGAGAAAAAAGUGGAGCUCUUACACUCCCCAGUCACCUUGUUGCCAGACCUCAUGGAAUUUGAACGGUAUCUCAACUUUUACAAGCAGGCGAUGGACCUUCUGAUUGGGAACGGGAUUGUCUCCUCACAGGAGGUGACGCUCCCCAUUGUCUCUGCCGCCAUCUCCCACCUAUGGCAGAACCUCUCUGAGGAGAGGAAGACCAGUCUCCUGCAGGCCUGGGCACAGAGGCACUGCGGCCUCCAGGGCCUUGCCGGUGCCUGCCAGGAGCCGGUCUGUGCCGAUGGCAGCCUGAAGGACAGCGGGGUUGACAGCCAAGGAGCCAGCUGCUCGCUCGUCUCCACCCCGGAGGAGAUACUCUUUGAAGAUGCCUUCGAUGUGGCCAGUUUCCUGGACAAAAGUGAGGCUCCCAGUACAUCCAGCUCUAGUUCGGUGUUCACCGGUGGCAACCCAGAAUAUCCAGAGGAGAAGUUUCAGCUUUAUAUGCAGAUCAUCGAUUUUUUUAAAGGCCUUUGCUGUGUUAACCCUCAGUUAAAACAGGAUGCAGACCUCCCCACUGACGAUGAGAUGAUAACGCUGAGGUGCAUGGAGACCUUCGAUGAUGAAGAUCUGUGAUACGGAAGGGCUGGGACGGGAGGGGAUGAAUGAGGUGGGCAGUUUCCAAGCACUAAUGCC
Molecule: messenger RNA, 1236 nt
Organism: Zalophus californianus (California sea lion)
Lineage: Eukaryota; Metazoa; Chordata; Mammalia; Carnivora; Otariidae
Gene: STRA8
Product: stimulated by retinoic acid 8
Exons: 9
Coding region: 85-1176 (363 amino acids)
Biological process (GO): meiotic cell cycle; cellular response to retinoic acid
Molecular function (GO): protein dimerization activity
Source: RefSeq, a predicted model, not a curated record